Messenger RNA from Triticum turgidum subsp. durum (durum wheat), 1431 nucleotides. Lineage: Eukaryota; Viridiplantae; Streptophyta; Magnoliopsida; Poales; Poaceae. The record is from the annotation of a GenBank genome assembly.
AUGCCUCCGGACGGCGACGCGGAGCUGGCGGCGGACGAGCUGCAGAGCCUCAGCUUCGGCUCCUCCGAGCGCUCCCGCUCCGCCUCCACCGUCUCCACCGCCACGGCCUCCUGCUCCACCUCCUCCUCCUCGGGGCCAAUCGCCGGCGUCCCCGCGCCGCGCUCCUGCAACCCCUCCGCCCUCGCCCCGCGCCUCGGCACGGUGCAGCUGUCGGACAUCCGCUUCGUGCGGAGGCUCGGGGCCGGGGACAUCGGCAGCGUCUACCUGGCCGAGGUGAAGGGCAAGGGCGGGGCGCUGGUGGCGGCCAAGGUGAUGGACCGGAAGGAGCUCCAGGGCCGCAACAAGGAGGGCCGCGCGCGCACCGAGCGCGAGAUCCUCGAGGCCGUCGACCACCCCUUCCUCCCGCGCCUCUACGGGGUCGCCGAGGGCGAGCGCUGGUCCUGCCUCCUCACCGAGUUCUGCCCCGGCGGCGAUCUCCACGUCCUCCGCCAGAGGCAGCCGCACCGCCGAUUCUCCGAGGCCGCCGUCAGGUUCUACGUGGCGGAGGUGGUGGCUGCGCUGGAGUACAUUCACAUGCUGGACAUCGUGUACCGGGACCUCAAGCCGGAGAACGUGCUGGUCCGCGCCGACGGCCAUAUCAUGCUCACCGACUUCGACCUCUCCCUCAAGUGCGACCCGACGGCCCCGACUCCGGCGCACGUCAUCUCCGACCCCGUCGGCCUCACCGGCCGCCCCUCCGCGUCGUCCACCUGUAUCAUCCCUUCCUGCAUCGUACCGUCGGUGUCCUGCUUCAGCCUCUUCCCCGGCCGCGGCCGCCGGCGCCGGCGCCGCAAGAAGGCCUCGGGCGGCGGUGGCGGGGGCCUGAACGGCAGCAGCGACGGCAGCCUCCCCACCGGCGUGCUGGACCUGGAGUUCGUGGCGGAGCCGGUGGAGCUCCGGUCCAUGUCGUUCGUGGGCACGCACGAGUACCUGGCCCCGGAGAUCGUGUCGGGCGAGGGCCACGGCAGCUCGGUGGACUGGUGGACGCUGGGCAUCUUCAUCUUCGAGCUCCUCUACGGGGUGACUCCCUUCAAGGGGUACGACAACGAGAUGACCCUGGCCAACAUCGUGGCCCGCGCGCUCGAGUUCCCCAAGGACCCCUCCGUCUCCUCCGCCGCCAGGGACCUCGUCACCGCGCUGCUCGCCAAGGACCCGGCGCGCAGGCUCGGCGCCACCGUCGGCGCCGCGGCCAUCAAGCGCCACCCAUUCUUCAACGGCGUCAACUGGGCGCUGCUCCGCUGCGCCACGCCGCCCUACGUGCCCCCGCCUUUCAGCGCCGCGGUCGCCACGGCCGCUGGCUCCGGCGGCCCCGGGAAGAAGAACAGCCCCAACGACGACGACGACGACAUGUCGGACGACAGCUGCCCCGGCACGCCCGUGGAGUACUACUAG